This is a messenger RNA of Leptopilina heterotoma, 840 nucleotides long. RefSeq names its product KIF-binding protein-like. The record is from RefSeq and is a predicted model, not a curated record. Lineage: Eukaryota; Metazoa; Arthropoda; Insecta; Hymenoptera; Figitidae.
AUGGAUCUAACAAGUAAAUAUGAAAAGACCUUGACUGCAAUUGUGCCUAAUGUUGAAAAGAAAGAAGAAUCAGCGGCAAAAUUAGAAAACUACAAGCUCAGAAUAAUCGAUGGUUCCCGUUGUUGUUUGAAAUAUGGAAUUUUACUCCUGAUCGUCUCGAAGGAACGUCUUUUACUAAUAAUCGAAUGUGACCAACAAGAGGAGAAGAAGUUCGAAAUCGAUAAAGAUUUAAACGAUCGCAAAAGAAAUAUACUCGAUUUUUCCAUCGAAAAAAUAGUUUUCUUCAAAAUAAAUGAAUUGAUUGUCAGUGCAAUACAAUAUUAUUCUCUCGAAAAUCACGCAUAGGAUUAUGUCCAAUUAAUUCAGGAUUAUCCGCAAGCAUAAAAGGACUUGGCAAUUUUUCACAACGACGAAGUCAAAAGACGAAUAGACAUGCUUGAGGAUAUUCUUAAGGAGCUGCACAAGACUUACUAUCAAAGUAAUUGUAGACAAAUAUAGAUGGAACUCGGUGAGACAUAUUCAGAAAUUUUCGACAUUAAAUUAGAUUGUUUAUAGGCGAGUGACGAACGACUUACACCAAAUAUUCUGAAAAUAAUUAAUAUUUCCGAUUACAUUGUACGACCUGUAUUGAGAGCAUAUUUUCACGUUGGUAAACUGUAUAAUAAAUUUACAACACCUGAUAAACAGCAACAACUCGAGAAUGUGGAAAAAAGUUACAAUGUCUAUUUUUUCUUGGUGAAUUACUGCGAACGAAAUUCAAACGCCAAGGAAAUGAUGCACGUCGAACUGAGUGUCUGUAAUAAUUUUGUCAAAUUACUUUCAUUAAAAAUUCUAUUGUAA